Molecule: messenger RNA, 5275 nt
Organism: Acanthaster planci (crown-of-thorns starfish)
Lineage: Eukaryota; Metazoa; Echinodermata; Asteroidea; Valvatida; Acanthasteridae
Gene: kif14
Product: kinesin family member 14
Biological process (GO): microtubule-based movement
Molecular function (GO): microtubule binding; ATP binding; microtubule motor activity
Source: RefSeq, a predicted model, not a curated record
GCGGAGCAUGUAAAUUUUACCAACGAUCAUGAACGAGUUGUACAACUUGUGAGUUGUAGGCCUAGUUGACUAUUAAGUAAAUUCAGUUGUAAACUUCACAGUAGUGAUGUGAUCUUGGGUAUAAUUUCUGAAGAAAGUUUGAGCAGAGGUAAAAUAGUAUCCAUAAUUCUGUGCCGAUUGCUAGUUGUAGAAUUCAACGAAAGGGGAGUUGAAAAGGAAAUGCCGACCUAGGCCCACAUCAUCGAUCUGCAUUGUAACCAGUUCUGCUCAGACAUGUCUGUGAAGGCCAAUCGUCCAUCAUCACACCUACAACAGUUAUCAACGGAUCGCGGCUUCUCGUCGGCAGGAGACAAACACCAGCACAGGACCAAAGGCAAAGAAAACCACCACCCUGCCGUACCCCUGACACCCCAUGGGAACGGCCUCAACACCCCCAAGCGGGAUCUCUUCCGCACCCCGACACAGCGGUUCAAGUCAGAGGCCAGGACCCCGCUGGGAACUCCGGAGUGCUUCAGUCGUGUGGAGUUUGAGACACCCAAGGUCAAGAGUGGGGCAAGAUGGUCCGGAAUGGGGGACAAUCCCCUGAUCGGGUCGCAUGAAGGUGAUGGCUUCAGUGUCACUGUUGCUGUGAGAGUCAGGCCAUUCAGUGAAAAAGAGAAAAAGCAGAGGGACGUUAGAUGUGUGGUGUCCAUGGAUGGAAACGAAACCACUGUCACCACCAGACCUGGCCAGACCAGCAGCUUCUGCUAUGACCUCUGCUUCUGGUCAUUUGACAGGGUCAAAGGUCAAUAUUCUGGUCAGGAAAUGGUCUAUGAGAGACUUGGGAGACCACUUCUAGACAAUGCAUUUGAGGGCUACAAUACAUGUCUGUUUGCUUAUGGGCAAACUGGUUCCGGAAAAUCCUACACAAUAAUGGGUUAUAAUAAUGAAACAGGCAUCAUCCCAAGAUUCUGCAGAGAGCUCUUCCGUAGAAUCGACGAAAAUGGCCAAGAACAAAGGGCCAAGUACACUAUUGAGAUCAGCUUCUUUGAAAUCUACAAUGAGAAGAUCCACGACUUGCUUGCAGCCUCGACAGACACCGACAAAGACGCCGGCAAGAAGCGGGCAACACUGAAAGUCCGGGAACAUCCAGUACUUGGACCCUAUGUAGAAGGUCUCUCAACGUUCGUCGCUAAUUCUUACGGAGACAUCCACAGCUGGAUUGAGCUGGGCAACAAGCAGCGAGCCACGGCCGCCACAGGGAUGAACGACAAGUCCAGCCGCUCCCACUCAGUCUUCACCAUCGUCAUGACAAAGACCAAGGCCGAGAUAAUUGAGGGGGACGAACACACCCACAACGUGACCAGCAAGAUCAACCUGGUCGACCUGGCCGGAAGCGAGAGAUGCAUCUCGGCUCAGACCACUGGAGACAGACUCAAGGAGGGAGCCAACAUCAACAAGUCUCUGCUGACUCUGGGCAAGGUCAUAUCGCAUCUCGCCGAGAACUCUGCGCUCAGAAGGAAGAAGUUCUUCAUACCCUACAGAGAUAGCGUCCUCACAUGGCUCUUGAAGGAGAGUCUCGGGGGUAACUCCAAGACGGCCAUGAUCGCCACUAUCAGCCCCUCCAGCCUGCAUGUGGAGGAAACCCUGAGUACCUUACGCUAUGCCAAGCAGGCCCGCUCCAUCAUCAACCUGGCCAAGGUCAAUGAGGACCCCAAGGCCCGACUCAUCAGAGAGCUGCGAGCUGAGAUUGAGCGGCUGCGAGGCCAGGGCUUCACCACCCCAACUCGUGGGGCCCCCCACCAAUCAGGGCAGGAUGCCCAGAGAGAUGCAGCGACUGACACCCACACGGAGGCCAUCAAGGAAUCCCUGGCCGAGAUAACGGAGCUGAGGAGGAGGCUGGCCCAGUCGGAGCGGCACAUGAAGGAGGCGGAGGGAUCCUGGAAGGAGCGACUGGAGGAGAGCGAGAAGAGACGCAUCCGAGAAAUCCAAGAGAUGGAGAAAUCCGGAGUAGCCUUCAAGUUCGACAACACACUGCCCAACCUGGUCAACCUGAAUGAGGACCCCCAGCUAUCUGAGGUCUUACUGUAUGUCCUGAGAGAGGGACAGACCAGGCUAGGGAAGACGGACGAACAUUCCGGUCACCAGAUACAGCUGGCUGGAGCACUGGUGGCCGAUGACCACUGUUUGAUCACAAACAAAGAGGGUACUUUGACGGUGAGACCUGUGGGCGAUGCACAGACAUUUGUCAACGGUCAACUCAUCUCCAGAACACAUCCACUCAAACAUGGCGACAGGCUGGUGGUCGGUGAUCACUACUUCCGGUUCAACCAUCCUGGACAGGUCCACGACAGGUCCAAGGUUUCUGAUAGCUCGGUCGGUCAUGUGGAUUUUGAGUUUGCCAGAAAUGAACUGGUCGCAGCUCAGAGUGCCAGGUUGGAAGCAGAAAUCGAGGAGGAGAGGCUGAGGAACCACCAAGAGAAAAUCGAAGGGAUAAAACGGGCUCAGGAAGCUGCACAGCUGGAACUUGACAAGCAAAAAAAGAAGUACGAAUCUCAAAUACAACAGCUCUGCCUGCAGUUGGAGCAGCAGCUCGAAGAAAAGGAAGGCCUUGAUCAAGACCACCAGAACACCGAGAAACAGAUACAGGAGCUCAAAAUGGAAAACAAGAUAUUGGAGAGCCAGGUGACCAGCAGCCGGCGUCGGUUAGAGAUGGAGGUGCGGGCCGCCCAGCAGAACCUGGCCCAGACGGAGGCCUACCAGUCCCGCAUCUUCCUGGAGCUGGAGCGGGAACGAGAGAAGGCGGAGACGGAGGCGGAGAGGGUGCGGCGGGCCCGGGAGAGGCGGCGAGAGAAGGCCGAGAGGAUGGGGGCCGGAGAACUGGCCUCGGCGGCCAAGAGUAGGCGGAGUCUGCUACAGCUGUCCAUGUGGCUGCAGGAAGCCAACAACAUCAGCAGGAAGCUGGUCAAGCACACUGUGUUCAACCGUUAUGAUGUGUCGUUUGGUGGAGGGGGUUCCGCCUCCCAGGACCUGCAGGCGUCAGUCCAGGUCCGCGUCACCAACAGCCGACUGGGCAUUGUCACCUACUGGUCCCUGGCCAAAUUUGAGGACAGGCUCAUCCAGAUGAGGGAGAUGUUUAAGUGUGCGGAGAGGGGUAGGGAUUCCACCGAUGACGACGUUUUCUACAAUCCCAGUGACGACUGGGAGAAAGACUACAAGAUAGAUUCACCAGUGACUCCUUCAAAAAGGGUUUUCAGCAGUUCCUACACCCCCAGCCGAUGGGCUUCCCUGACCAGUAGUAGCACUGGUUCCCCACGGCCCGGCUCCACAGCGAGUCUCGGAAGUGCAAAUGGCAAGAGGGACUCCGUCAACGGCCUAGGACUGGCGAGUCUCUGCAGGACGUUGCUGAAGUCCUGCCUGACCAGCCGGCCACGCACCCAUGAGGAGACCAUCGCUGACUGCAUCUUGGGAGCCAUGCAAAGGGUCAACAGGGCCGUGGCUGGACUGCAAGAGGCCUAUGCUACCCGGAACGAGGCUUUUGUCAGUUCUGGUGAUAUCUCUGGUUCUCUGAGCUCGGACCAGAUGCUUCUGCAAGCCACCUGCUCCAUGGAACUCCUGACUGCUCUGAUCUCCAUGUGGGAUUUGAACCCCGGACGCUCAGAUGGACAUCUGGAAGCUCCGGCUGAUGAGUCCGAGGGGGAACUCCUGGAGCAGAUGGCCGACACCUGCCGGAAAGCGGCCGGACAUCUGAUGAAACUCUUACAGGGUUGCGAUGGCGACAUUGACAGCAUGAUUGCUGAAGCCAGCACCAAGAUUGCCCAGUGCCUGGUCUUCCUGGCUAGGCUUGUGGGCGAGGCCUCCAUGAAGGCACACUUGAAUGUGCUGACAUUUAGAGAUGUGGAUGAUCGGCAGGAAAAUGAAAUAGUGGACCCCGAGCUGAAGCAAGGGUUCCUCAACGGAGCCGACGUCCUGGUCGACAGGACGCUCCAGCGAGGCCUGAAGGCCGUGACCAGCUGCGAGGCGGACCUGCAGGUCAUUCUGGGACCGGACAGCCAUCUGCCUCAGCUAGCGGACAGCGCCCUCCAGCACUGCCUCACCACCACCACCUCAGCCAAGAUCCUGCUCCACAAGUGCCAGGAUGUCCAGUUUGAGCUGGCAAGUGUGCUGGAUGGCCGGGACAAGCGGCUGGACAGUGCCUACGGCCACGGCUACCGGCGGGCCGGCCAGCUCAUCCUGCAGGCCAGUCAGCUGACCAACACUGUUGUGGCCAUCAACAGAAUUGCAAGUCCACUUGCAGCCGCAGGGGAAGUCAUCGACUGGUGUCAGCUGUUGCUCCUUGUCCAAGCUCUCCUUCAAGUGGGCCCUGCUCUGGCAGCUGCUGCCUCCUCCUGCUGCCUCCUGCCCACCCCCUCCUGCAGCGAGUGCUCGGACGUCUCGCUGGAGUCCUCUGUCUCCUCGGCCACCCUGGCCUGUCGGCCCAACCACUUGGUGUCACUGGCUGGUCAGCAGCUGGUCCAGUCCCUGGCCAGGUUCCAAGAGUUUCUGGUUAGCCAAACUCAGGACGGUUCAGGUACCCAAAUUAACUAGACAAUGGACAUGUACAUGCAUAAAUUAUAUACUUCUGUUCAAACCAAGUGGCUGUAACCUAUUAUAAUCAGGAAUCCAUUUUUUUUCAUCUAUUAGCUGAAAGAGCUGAUUUCCUCUUUUUUGACUUCCCUACCUUUCUGUAGUGUUGUUGGUAUUCACAAAUCUUUGCGCGUCCAAAAUUUACAAAUUUGGCAAAUUAUAUAGCCACGCUAAAUUAUUUUUCCAGCAAUGUGUGUGUAAAUAAAUAUGCCUUUAUUAUUGAUUUUUUGAAAAUAAUAGCAGCAAACUCAUGUAGAACCGGAAUAUGAGCACAGUGAUUCUUGAGUGAAUUGAUUCACUCUGCCCAUACUAUACAUUCCCAGGAAUAUGACGUUUAUGUUGGUUUGCUUGGUGGAUAUGAACAAAGUGUGGUAAGGUUUGCUGUAGCACGAUGGAUGUUAGUCUCUUGUGUCAGUUGUCUUGCUCUGAAAGAACCAACUGAAUUUAUAGAGCGAAGGGGAUUUGACAUUGUUAAAGAGGAUUUAACAGUGUUGAAAAGCAGGGUUCUAUUUCAUGAAAAUUGCUUCGCACAGAUAGGCAAGCAUGAACAUGGGAAUAUAAUAAGACUUAUAAGUUGAUGGUGAGCACAGGAGAACUAGGUGAGAGACACCCACAUUGUAUUAAACUUGUCUUUGCUUACUAGUAAACUAAGCUAAGCAGCUCUUGAAAA